Messenger RNA from Mytilinidion resinicola, 597 nucleotides. RefSeq lists its product as uncharacterized. The transcript has 2 exons. NCBI's taxonomy places the organism in Eukaryota, Fungi, Ascomycota, Dothideomycetes, Mytilinidiales, Mytilinidiaceae. The record is from RefSeq and is a predicted model, not a curated record. Bases 1 to 597 code for a protein of 198 amino acids.
AUGGCAGAGACGCAGCGUCUGCCAUCUGCCGCGCUACUGGAGCUGUUCGCGGGCUCCUGCGGUGUUAAAGACGGAGCGAAGAAGCGCAUCUGCGAGCUUCCCCAGCUGCACGCCUCACGACACCUCGCCGACGGACUCAUCACGUCGCACGGCAACAUCGUCAGGUGGUGUCGAGCAGUGCAACAUGGACUGGACCCUGAAGCGCGCUUGCCGGGGCCCCCGUGCGGUCAGGGUUUCCAUUCACUCUUUGCUGCACGUCCCGCAACGACCGUCUGGGCGCUGUCCCCACAGAGUCUCCCACUGUGCCACAGUCAUGUCUGCCCCGCCAUCCUCGCCCUCGUGCCCCGCAUGACCUCGUCGUCGACUCAUGCGGCUAUCGCGGCCUCGCGCUGGACCCUUGGGCGCUAUGGCUGGCAUUCCGCACACCUCGUUGCGGGUCCCGCCUCGCGCUCAUCCCCAGGACUUUAUUUGCUACGGCUCCGGCGUGUGCUGCACAAUGACAUCGACUGGCGUGAGUGCUGGAUCACUGGCAGAAGAUCAAACACCACCAGCACCCGAUCAGACCGCACUGCUCCAUCAAUUUCGACUACACAUUAA